This is a messenger RNA of Cydia pomonella (codling moth), 5601 nucleotides long. RefSeq lists its product as uncharacterized. Bases 804 to 1544 code for a protein of 246 amino acids. Lineage: Eukaryota; Metazoa; Arthropoda; Insecta; Lepidoptera; Tortricidae. The record is from RefSeq and is a predicted model, not a curated record. The transcript has 6 exons.
CCGUAUACCUAGACUUGCCAGGCUACUUAACAUAUGAUUUCGUACUACGUACCUAUAGUAUAACGGUUCGCUUCUUUUGUUUUUGGUAGGAUUGAAUUCAUUGAAACCGGUCGAAGUAAACCAACGGUACCAUUAACUGACGAGUGCAUGUCACGAUCGAACUUAUAGGGACUUACAUUACUUCCGAUUGACCUACUAAUUCUAUUAAUACCCAUAUUUAAUACAAAGUAACACUACACAGCCUUUAAGAGCGUGAAUGGUUAAAAAUGUAGAUAGGUACAAAUUAAAUAAAUCUGACAGGCAAGCAUUGUCAGUAGAAAAAGGCAACAAAUAUAGAAAAUUUAGCGCAAAGGAUAGACAUAUGAUACAAAUAUUGAAUUACGCGUGUUUUCCUACUGGCCAAAUGUUUGCCUCUAAAUACGUCCUUGAUGAGUCAUCAAAAACCAAUCCUUACAAAUCCAUUUUAUCUAUAAAAUCAUAUUCAAGUAGCGACAUAAUGGGAUCAGUUUACUCAUACUGAAAAUUCACCCCAAAAGCAUUUGAAAAUUAGUAACAGGACCUACAUUUGUUAUAUGAUUCUCGUUUGUUACUUGAUAACAUGCCUGUCAGUAGGAGUAGUAAGGAAGAACGAAAAAGCCAUCGGGGAGGUGUGUGUCGCUGGGGAGGGAGUGGUGGUGGCACGCACGCCGGCGCCGGCGCCGCCGGCAUUGCCCCAGCUGCUGCAGCUCGCGGCACACGCGCUCCUCUCUUUUGAGUUAAUGUACAGCUCGUACGCGUAACCACCUAAAAUAUACUCCAACACGAUGGAUAAGCUACAAAAUAUUCUUAUUUUUGCUGCUGUGCUCGCAUCAGGGACCUGUAAUACAAACAUGUUCGGUGGGCGCUGCUCGAGUCGAGACCCCGCCGUGGACGCCUGCCUGCUGCGCGGGUUCAACUCACUCGCGGAGUACCUGAAGGGCGGCGCGCCGGAGCUGGGCAUCGAGGAGGACGAGCCGAUAGUGAUCGAUGAGUUAUCGAUAGCACUGGGGGGCGGGCCCGACGGCUACCGAGCCACCUUCAAAGACAUACAUGCCACCGGAGUCUCAAACAUGACCAUAACUAAUGUCAGGUCCGACCUAGAGACCCACCAGUUCCAGCUGACGCUGUUCGGGCCGCACAUCAGCGCGCGCGCGCGCUACCGCUCGUCGGGCGUGCUGCUGCUCGUGCGCGCCUCCGGCGGCGGCGACUACUGGGGCGAGUAUGAUGGCGUGAAGGCUAAGGUGUACUUCCGCGGAGCACCGUACGAGCGCGAUGGCCGCACCUUCCUGAAGCUGCAGCAGCUCAAGCUCGACUUCUCCGUCAAGGACAUCCAGAUGGGCGUCGAGAACCUGCAGAACGGAAACGCAGUACUGCAAGCGGCGCUAAACCUGUUCAUCAACACAAACGCGCAAGAGCUGCUGAAGGAGAUGAAGCCGGAGCUGAAGCGUGACCUGGCCGACAAGAUGGCGCGCUUCCUGGCGCGGAUUCUCGACCACAUCCCCUACGACGAGUGGAUCGUGGACUGACCGCUGACCGCACUUACUUAACUUACAACUCCGACCUUAACUAUUCGCAACAUUUUACUAAGUAACUCGUUGAAGACUAGUUUUAAAUUAUUGUAAGGCUAUUUUUAUUUAUUUAUAACGUUAUCUUGACCGCCAGUAUUCACUACUUUUGAAGUGACUUAUUUUUUCAGCAAAAGAGCGAAUACAAAGUCGGUUAAAUAAGUUUGUCAGUAGAAAAUAGAGCCAAUUUCAAUUUUUCUAUGGGUCCUAUAAAAAAUUCAAUUUGCUGUUUUCUUCUGAUGACAAAAAUGGCUUGGAAGACUAUAGAUUCAAUUUUCAGGUAACCGUACACACCACGUUUAGAUUUGCAGAAACGAAUUGGACAUAUUCGAAUUGUGUCACUGUAUAGAGGUAUACUGCAACAUACAUACCUACUUAGAAACGCACAACAAUCAUCUGAAUAUUUAGGGUCAGACUAUUGUUGCUUACUGAAAUAUAUAUCUAAGUAACAGUCUUCUUCUUCUUCUUCCUCGCGUUGUCCCGGCAUUUUGCCACGGCUCAUGGGAGCCUGGGGUCCGCUUGACAACUAAUCCCAAGAUUUGGCGUAGGCACUAGUUUUUACGAAAGCGACUGCCAUCUGCCCUUCCAACCCAGAGGGUAAACUAGGCCUUGUUGGGAUUAGUCCGGUUUCCUCACGAUGUUUUCCUUCACCUUCUAAGUAACAGUCUGACCCUAAAUAUUUAUAUUGUUAGGGCUUGAUACUGUAGGUAAGUAUCUAGGCAUAUAUAGUACUAGUUGUUGCCCGCGACUGCGUCCGCGUGGAAUCUUAUCUUGAACAAUUUACAUCUUUAGUAGGUGCAAAAUAUUUAUUAGAUACAAUACUAAUUUUAUUAUCUCAGUAGCGGCUUUGCAUUGAUUCAAACUUUCAACGCAUUCAUAAGUAAGGGGAGACAUUUUGAAAACUUGUUAAUGUUUGGUACCCAAAAACCGGACCGUAUUACUAAGACUCCACUAUCCGUCUGUCCGUCCGUCGGUCUGUUACCAGGCUGUAACUCAUGAACCGUUAUAGCUAGACAGUUGAAAUUUUCACAGAAAAUGUAUUUCUGUUGAUACUAUAAUAACAAAUACUAUUAAGUGGGGGUCCCAUACAACAAACGUGAUUUUUUUGCCGUCUCUUGCGUAAUGGUACGGAGCCCUUCGUGCGCAAGUCCGAAUAGCAUUUGACCGGUUAUUUUUUCUUGUAGGUACACGACAUAAAUGUAACCUGUAAGGUUAAGAUGGUCAGCUCUUUACCAUUUGUCAUUAUGCCUGUCACGUUCUAACAAGUAUAUAAGCGCGAAAGUGAGGGGCAUAGUGAUAAGUGAUAAAAAUGGAACCAUGAUGCCACCGCUGAUGUGCUAACUUCAAGUUUUUGGCCAUAGUAGCUCCCGCUUAGCGUUACUUAAAAAAAUCAACUCAUUACUCCUUCAGGGGAUGAAUUUUUAUAAACGCUGAAAUAUGCGCAUAUACAAAGUUUCAAGUUCCGCAUUAGAUUUUUUUUAUCUGUAUAUAAAUUUUCACCCCUUUUUAACCAACCACCUUUAAUUUUCAAAACACUGAAAUUAGUUUACUUGUAUAUUAAAAAUAUAUCUUUUAACGAAGUUUUAAAUUCCUAACUUAAAAUAAAACUUGAACCCCAAGACCAAGUUUCAUCCCCUUUUAACCCCCUUCGGGGUUAUAUUUUUAAUAGAGUUUAGUUAAUGUUAUUUUGUUAUCUUAUAUUAUGCCUUUAUAAGAAGUCUCAAAGAAUUUGUAAUGUAUUCCAACUUUCAAACCCCUUUUAAGCCUGUUAGGGGAUGAAUUUUUAAAAACGCUGAAAUUACUUUUCUUGUGUUUUAAUAAUAUGCCCAUGUACAGAGUUUCAAGUCCCACACUCAAAAAAAUUUUUGGUCUAUAAUACAAACUUUCAACCCCUUUUUCAUUACUUUAGGGGAUGUAUUUGCAAAAACGCUGAAAUCUGUUUUGUUGUAUUUUAAGAAUUUAUCGUUUUACGAAGUUGCGUAUUCCUAGCUAAAAAUAAUACUUUAACCCCAUACAAACUUUGGACCCUCAUUUCAUCCCCUUGGGGGAUGAAUUUGAAAAAUCCCUUCUUAGUGGACCCCUAGACCUUAUAAGGAACCUACUUGCCAAAUUUGGACUUUCUAGUCCCAGCGGUUUGGGCUGUGCGUUGAUUUAAGUCAGUCAGUCAGGUCUUUCCCGUUUAAAUAUAUAGAAGACUAGAAACUAGAAUUAAGAAUCACCUAACAGUUUGAUAAACGAAAUAGGCAGUGGAUUUGUUUGUUAUUCCCAGUGUUUACACAUAAUUAUUUUUUAUUGUUAAUAAAACACCAGGAACUAAAUGUUCCUGACGGAGCAUUACAGGUGCUACAAGUAAUUUUAUAUACAAGUAGGUUUAGUAAGUACUAGGUACCUACUUAGCUUAGUUCAGAACAAGUCUAAGCUAUGUACUGCAUCUUAUUUUCUAAGAUUAAACGAGACGUCGAAAUCACUCCGUGUCGCUUUGUAGGCAGCUAUGAAUUCAUAUUAUUGUAUUAGAAAAUUAUAUGGUACAGACAGUGCCGAUUACAUGUUAAAGUUAUAAAUACAUAUUAUAUCAAUUCUUGAGCAGGUGCUUCCAAUUUACUCAUGUCUUAGUCAUUAAUCCAGAUUGUAAGUAUUAAACAGUGUCUAAACACUCAUUUUAAUUUACUUAAUUUAAAGUAAAAAGUUCAAUAUUUUUCUUGGCUGUGUCGUAAAGAUACAAAAUGGGAUUUAACAAGACCCCUUGUAUUAAUAUAUAAACGUUUUCUCUAAAUGUGUGUGUACCUAUUAGGACUGACUAACAAACAAUGCUGAAGGCGAUGGAAAACCUAAAGGUGGGUUAUGGUGUGGUGUUGUGGUGGGUCUACGCUAGACGAGCCGAGCACGAACGGAAUCGUUCUGGGCUUCGUCGUUCGCGGCUCAAGCGUGGACUUACAACGAUCACUGUCCUCGCGCGAUGCACAUCCCUUUGUGUUCGUCAAAAAACGAACGAUUGGCGGAGCACAGUCGAGCACGAGCAAAAUGCCUCGAACGCGGACACACUAAACGGAUUGUUCUCGGUUCGCGUUUAGCUCGUGCUCGGUUAAUCUAGUGUAGACCCGCCUUAAACUGGAAAGGUCAUGUACGAGUAUGGAAAUGGAAUCACCGGCAAGACGGAUGUAAAAUAAAAAUCAGAGUUCUGUUUGAGCCAGGUUUUAGCUCAUAUGGUUAUGAAUAAAAUAAUACUAAAACAUUUGUAUGAACAAGAGUAUCGAUAACACUUUUGUUACCUAAGUAAAUAGCAUUAUUUACAUAAGCAUUAUUUACUGUAUACAAUAGAUACGUAAUUAAGAGUAAUUCCAUAAUGUACAGAUUUUACAAGUAGAAUUGUAUACUUUGUAUCGGUUUCUAUGUUCAUUUUAAUAAAGUGCGUCUAAGUUAACUCUGCACCACCUACAGCGACAAAGCACAGGUACAAAGUUACAAACGUUAUAUUUUCACAGUGUGUUGACGUAUAUUCUGUCACUUUUCAAGUCAGUGCUUGAGACGUGAGAGUCCGCGAAGAGUUAUGGAGAGACUCUAAGCAUUUAACAUCUGUCGUAUAUUUUAGGUAAAUUAUAGUUGUGAAAUGAGCCAAAUAAUAUGUGGGCAAGAAUAGCGUCUUAUGUACCAUCAGAUGAAAGGCUAAUUAUAAUUCAUAUAAUUUACGUAUUAUAUUAUGUCCAGUAAAACCUUUUUAAAAAUAUUUGUAGUAUUAUUCACCCUUUGAAACUACUCAUACUCAUACUCAUUUAUACUUAAAUUCGUAGAAAACAACCAUGACUCGGGAACAAAUAUUCGUGCUCAUGCCACAAAUAAAUGAGUUGUGUAAUUAAAAGUUCUUUGUUUCGUAAUUACAACAAAUGAUGUUGACCGUCUACAAAUUAUCUGUUUUUUUUUUCAAAGGUUGACUGGUAGAGAAUCCCUUAUAGCAGUAAGUCCAUCUUUUGUUCAAUUGUAUUUUCUUUUGUGCAAUAAAGAUUAAAUAAAAAAAAUAAAA